Salvelinus sp. IW2-2015 is the source of this 1201-nucleotide messenger RNA. Its product is annotated as high affinity cGMP-specific 3',5'-cyclic phosphodiesterase 9A-like. Gene Ontology annotation, molecular function: 3',5'-cyclic-GMP phosphodiesterase activity. The record is from RefSeq and is a predicted model, not a curated record. Gene Ontology annotation, biological process: signal transduction; cGMP catabolic process. Lineage: Eukaryota; Metazoa; Chordata; Actinopteri; Salmoniformes; Salmonidae.
AUUAACUUCACACAUGAGAUCAUAUGGAACUCAAGGCAUUUUAUUUAUUAUUCUUAGAUGCAUCCUGGCCACUGACAUGACGAGGCAUAACGAGGUCCAGUUGAAAGCCUGGGGAUCUUCCCAACUGUAUUAAAGUGAUGGUUAUGUCCCCCGUCUCCUUCCAGCUGAUAAUGAUCAUGAAGAAAGUGAGUGACUUCAACGAGACACGGCCCAUGGACGUGGCCGAGCCCUGGUUGGACUGCCUCCUGCAGGAGGAGUUCUACAACCAGAGUGACAUGGAGAAGUUGGAGGGUCUUCCUGUGACUCCAUACAGGGACAAGGUGACCAAAGCCAUCCUCUCAGACAAGCUUCAUUGGCUCUGUCCAAUUACCUUUUCAUGGAGCUGGCCAACCUCUUCCCCUGACUGGAGGUAAGAUCUCCGUCUCCGCUGUAGCGGCACGUCAUAAACCCGGUGCGUAAAGGCCCUAGACUACUACACAGAGAUGGAGAAAGCACCAGAGAGAGAGAAACUGAUCUGAGCACCAAGCGACAAGGCAGCCGCAGCCAAGAACAAGGAUACUACACUUCAGAACCCUCAGAACACAGCAUAGUGUACUUAGAUAGUCCAUCAGAGACUGGGAACACCUAGAAACCAGCCACAUUGUGACGGCCUGCUGAUAGGCUAGUCUACAGUAUGAUCAGGAGUAACCAACCAAACAAUAGAAAGGAUAUUACUGUGACAUUACUGACUGUGUCACAAAUAGGGCUUUGUGUUGUGUGAAUUGAAGCACUUUACUAAUAUGGCUCCUUUGGUCUUUGUAGAAAAGAGGUAUUCACAGUCUUGUUACAGGACUUUUGUCUGCUGUUUUUUGCUACAUGUUAUUUACUGCAUAUAUUCAGUAUUUCAAAAUAUUUGUAUAUUAAGAAUGGUUAAAUACACUAUGACAUUCAAGACAUCCUGAAGAAUCAGCGUGCAGUUUUUUUAUUUAGUGCUAUGCUUAAACAAAGCACCAGAGGUGCAGUUGUCUUUGAAAAAUCGGGAUAAAAGGUACAUGGAUUUGUCUUCACUGAAUGUAGACGUGGAUGUUUUCCAUGCUGAUAAUGAAGGGUGGUAAAAGAUGGUUCGGAAAUUGUAUUUCACCUUUAUUUAACCAGGUAGGCCAGUUGAGAAAUAUGAUCUAUAUAAAACAAUUUUGCUUGUAUUUUACUUUUAGAUUGAGGU